This is a messenger RNA of Ctenocephalides felis (cat flea), 597 nucleotides long. Its product is annotated as zinc finger protein 83-like. Gene Ontology annotation, molecular function: DNA-binding transcription factor activity, RNA polymerase II-specific; RNA polymerase II cis-regulatory region sequence-specific DNA binding. The record is from RefSeq and is a predicted model, not a curated record. Gene Ontology annotation, biological process: regulation of transcription by RNA polymerase II. Bases 1 to 597 code for a protein of 198 amino acids. NCBI's taxonomy places the organism in Eukaryota, Metazoa, Arthropoda, Insecta, Siphonaptera, Pulicidae. The transcript is spliced from 3 exons. Gene Ontology annotation, cellular component: nucleus.
AUGGAGGAUGAUUUUGAUGAUCCCGAUGUUAGUGUUAAAUCUGAAUCGUGUGCUGAAGAUGGUGAUACGUGUUUAGAAAGAUUUAUGAAUUCGAGAUCAUUCGCAAAAACACAUCAUUUAAAAGAACAUAUGGCCGAUCAUAUUCAUAACAAUAGAAAAGAACGUCCUUUCAAAUGCGAAAUCUGUUACAAGACUUUUAAUCAAUUAAAUACUCUGAAAAUACACAUACUCAUACACAGUGGUGAGCCCCCUCACAAAUGCAGUACGUGCAAUAAGAGAUUCACACAAUUAUCUAAAAUGAAAGUCACAUGCUUAUUCACAGAGGUGAGCGACCCCAUCGAUGCAGUAUAUGCAAUAAGACAUUCACACUAUCAGCUGAUACACAGUGGAGUACGACCCCAUGAAUGCAAUAUAUGCAAAAAGACAUUUACACAAUCAGGUCAUCUAAAAAGUCACAUGCUGAUGCACAGUGAAGUAAGUCCCCAUGAAUGCAACAUAUGCAAUAAGACAUUCACAGAAAAAGGUAGUCUGAAACGUCACAUGAUCGUUCACACUGGAGUUCGCCAAAAAAAACAUUCACAGAAAGAGGUCAUAUGA